This is a messenger RNA of Fraxinus pennsylvanica, 408 nucleotides long. The record is from the annotation of a GenBank genome assembly. Lineage: Eukaryota; Viridiplantae; Streptophyta; Magnoliopsida; Lamiales; Oleaceae.
AUGGCUCAACAGGAAGAAGAGUGGCCUUUGGGGCUGCAACCUUUGCCAAGAAAUCGUGAUCUCAAUUGCUUGCUUUCCUUCGACUCUUUGUUCACUUCCGCUCCCAACUCUUCCACUGAUUCUUCUUCUGAUAUUGAUAAUGAGACCACCGGUUCUUUCUUACACGACAAAGAUAUCACAUUCGGGAGCCUUAUCAGUAUUUCAAGCAUUGUAGACCACUCGAGAAGAUCGAUGAGGGGAAGAAUAGUAGAACCUACAAGGAACAAGGGGAGUUGCAAAUACAAGAGUUGGUUUUUAUCCCUAUGCUCAAAGUUGAGCAGUGAUUCUGUGUGCAUGAACAAUACCCCGUCUCUAGGUCAAUUUCUUGAAGUCGAAAGGAGAACUACUUGCAUUUACAGGAGAAAUUAG